Messenger RNA from Papaver somniferum (opium poppy), 4022 nucleotides. RefSeq names its product autophagy-related protein 18h-like. The transcript is spliced from 9 exons. Lineage: Eukaryota; Viridiplantae; Streptophyta; Magnoliopsida; Ranunculales; Papaveraceae. Gene Ontology annotation, biological process: autophagy; response to starvation. The record is from RefSeq and is a predicted model, not a curated record. The coding region runs from base 470 to 3532 and encodes 1020 amino acids. Gene Ontology annotation, cellular component: cytoplasm. Gene Ontology annotation, molecular function: protein binding.
UUCUUCUUCUCAUUACGCCUCUACACUACUUCUUCGUUCCCGUUACGACACCAUCAUCUUCUGCAUCAUCUCAUAUCUCAAACAAGUUAAACCUAAAUCUUUUGCUUAUUUUUAAUUAAAAAAAAAAACCCAAAUAAUUGAUUUCUUUAGUUUAAUUUUUACUUGCAGCAGAAACAACUGGCAACACAAGUCUAAAUAGAUCAAAAGAAAAGAACAAGUCUAAAUAGAAUUUGUUUCUCUCUCUCUUAUUAUUCCUUUCACGUCAAACCAAAGAAAAACAUCAAGAAUUACAACUUAUUUUGGAUAAUCAUCAACUACCAAAAUCAUUCUUGACUGGUCCUUGAUUAUGGGUUAGUUUUUGAUUUUGAAAUCGAAUGAUAAAAACUCGAUUAUGGUUGGUGGUGGUGGUGGGUGAAGAAGAAAAGUUAUUGAAGAAUUUUUUUGAAACAUUUGGGGUUUUUUUCGGAGGAUGAGGAAAGGAAAAGGGAAUGGUACUAGAAACAAUAAUGGGUUAUUGACAAAUUCAAUAAGGAUUGUAUCAUCUUGUUUAAAAACUGUUACUACUAAUGCAACUACUGUUGCUACUACUGUUCGUUCUGCUAGUGCUUCCGUUGCUGCUUCUAUCUCCGUCUCUAAUGAAGAUCGUAAAGACCAGGUAUUAUGGGCUGGUUUCGACAAACUAGAGCUUGGUCCAUCAACCUUCAAACAUGUUCUUUUAGUUGGUUACUGCAAUGGAUUUCAAGUUCUUAAUGUUGAGGAUGCCUCUAAUGUCACUGAAUUGGUUUCAAAACGGGACGGUCGAGUUACAUUCCUACAGAUUCAGCCGAUUCCAGUAAAUUUAGGAGGACCUGAAGGUUUUGGAGCAUCACAUCCUUUGCUUUUAGUUGUUGGAGGAGAGGAAACCAACAGUUCAGGAGGGGUUCAAGGAGGGGGACAUUCAGGUGGUCCGUUUAAAGAUGGUAAUAUUGAGCCUCAAGCAGGAAACUGUGUUUCGUCUCCUACAGCUGUUCGGUUUUAUUCACUAAGGUCUCACAGUUAUGUGCAUCUCUUGCGCUUUCGGUCGGCAAUUUACAUGGUUAGAUGCAGCCCUCACAUAGUAGCUGUUGGUCUUGCAGCACAAAUUUACUGCUUCGAUGCCCUCACUCUCGAGAACAAAUUUAGUGUGCUGACCUACCCUGUGCCCCAGGUAGGAAUACAAGGAGAGCUUGGGGUCAACAUCGGGUAUGGUCCAAUGGGUGUGGGUCCUAGGUGGUUAGCUUAUGCUUCUGUCAGUCCUCUGUUGUCAAACAUGGGCCGGCUAAGUCCACAAAUCCUCACCCCUUCUCCAGGUGUUAGUCCUUCAACUUCACCCGGCAAUGGGAGCUUGAUGGCUCGUUAUGCAAUGGAAUCUAGCAAACAUUUAGCUGCUGGAUUAAUCAAUCUAGGCGAUAUGGGAUACAAGACUUUGUCUAGGUACUGUCAAGAGCUCCUUCCUGAUGGUUCAAACUCUCCUGUAUCAUCUAAUUCUAGCUGGAAAGUUGGUAGGGUUGGGUCACCAUCACAUUCUGCUGAACCUGAUAAUGCGGGGAUGGUUGUUGUGAAGGAUUUCGUCUCCAGGGCAGUUAUUUCACAGUUCAGAGCUCAUACAAUCCCAAUAUCUGCAUUGUGUUUUGAUCCAAGUGGGACUCUUCUGGUCACUGCAUCUAUACAUGGCAACAACAUAAAUAUCUUCCGAAUUAUGCCAUCCGUCAUAAAGAAUGGGGCAGGUACGACAAGCUACGAUUGGAGCAAUUCUCAUGUUCAUCUUUACAAGAUGCAUCGUGGAAUGACAACAGCUGUUAUACAAGACAUCUGCUUUAGUCAGUAUAGUCAGUGGGCAGCUAUCAUAUCGUCCAGGGGAACUUGCCAUAUCUUUGUUAUAUCUCCUUUUGGAGGUGAUACUGAUUUUCAAACACAAAGUUCUCAUAGUGAUGGGCCCAUCCUGUUACCAGGUGUAUCUUCACCAUGGUGGUCCACCUCAUCUUUCAUUCCAAAUCAACAGUCGUUUCCUCCCCCACCUCCCGUUACAUUAUCUGCGGUGAGCAGGAUAAAAGACAGUUAUUCUAAAUGGAUAAAAUCGGUUACCAACGUUGCAGCUUCUGCAACAGGAAAGACAUCUGUUCCAUCCGGUGCUAUUGCUUCGGUUUUCCACAACUCCAUACCUCGCAAUCUUCACUCUGUUCCUUCCUGGGCAAAUGCGCUGGAGCAUCUAUUGGUCUAUACUCCUUCUGGACAUCUAGUUCAACAUGAGCUUGUGCCAUCUUUGGGUACAGAGCCAAGUGACGGUGGUUUUAGAAGUGAGGCAAAUUCUCCGGUGCAACAAGAUGAAGAACUAAAGGUGAAAGGUGAACCUAUUCAGUGGUGGGAUGUUUGCCGAAAAUCAGAUUGGCCAGAAAGAGAGGAAUCUUUCUCUAAAUUUGACCGGUUUGGACAAAGUGCUGCAGAGAUUGCCAUGGAUGCUGCUGAUUCUGAGGAUAAUGAUGUAAGUUCGGUGAUAUCAAACAGUUCCACAGGUAGCAAAGAUUUAGCAAAACCCCAUGAAAGACUUCAUUGGUAUCUCUCUAAUGCGGAGGUGCAGAUAAGCUCUGGGAGGAUACCGAUAUGGCAGAAAUCUAAGAUUUCGUUCUACACGAUGUUUCCUUUGAGGGCUAGUGAGAGGAAUUUUACAGAAUAUGAUGUUGGUGGAGAGAUUGACAUCGAGAAGGUUCCUUCUCAAGAGGUUGAGAUAAGGCGAAAAGACUUACUGCCUGUCUUUGACCAUAUCCAUAGCAUCAAAUCAAAUUGGAAUGACAGGAGCUAUGUAGGUGGGCGCAUUCAAAGUUCUUCAUUUUCUGAGUCUCACAAAGUGAAAGGCAAGCUCACAGAAGAAUCUGGAGGAUACCAUUCUAAGCCAUCAUCGGUUGUGUCAGCAGAAGGCUCAAAUAGAGGGUCAUCAGUAACAUAUGGAAGUUUACUUGAUGUGGAUCAAUCGAACACAGUCAAGUCUCCUGAACAUGUUGACCUAACUAUGAAUGCGAUAGGAAAUGCAAGAAGUGGCAGUAAGAAGCUCGAUCCACUCCUAACGAACCCAAGCUUCUCUAGUAGAGAAUAUGCAUCAUCUCAAUCGGGAAGCAUUGACAAGUUUGAUUCUCAUGUAGAAGAAAGUUGUGUUGCAAAUGAUAUGUCCUCCUUAAAAAAUAACAUGUUUGGUGUCAGAGAACCUAUAGCUGAAGAAGAUGCCUUUUUAAGCACCAAUGGGAUCUCUGAAAUUUCUAGUGCGUCUAAACAGUUCUCCUCAAGUCCAACUAAUCUUUCAGAGGAAGCUGUGCCUACAAACUUGCAUGAUGAACCAGAUUUCGGGCUAUUCUUUCAGGAAGGAUACUGUAAACCCUCUGAGCUUGACGAAUCUCACGAGUUAACUGGAUCUGUUACUGAUGCAGACAGUAAUAGUAGUCACUGUGAGAGGGAGAAACCUGAAGAAGGAGACGAUGACGACCUGCUUGGGGGUAUCUUUGCCUUCAGCGAAGAAGGUUGAUCAGUACCAGUCACCCAAGGGCAUUGGAAAAGCUGAAAUGAUGCCUCCAUCUCUCUGGGGAGUCCCUUGAGAAGCUUGCCACCAGAAAAGUUUAUAUUAAAAGACUUCCUUGAUGUGAUUUUCAGUUUUCAGCUUCAAUUGAAGGGCAACUGCUGUAGAAAACCUGCCAGAGCCGUCAUUGUUUGUGGAAACAGAUUCUUGUAUUUAGACAACGCUGAAAAAAAGAAAAGGCCAUUUCCUUCUCUCUCAUAUUUCUUCUCCUGUACAUGUUGUAGAUGAAACUCAGUAAAUUAGUAGGAUGGUUUGAAUUCAAACACUCUUGGUAGAAGCAGAAUUUGACUUAAAAAAACAGGAAUUUCCUAUCAAGUCUCUGCUUGUACAGAUGAUUUCAUUGUGAUCAUCAUCUUUGCUCUUUUAUCUGUGUAACAAAUUGUAAUUCUUCAAAGAACAUAACAAAAAGAUCAAAAAAAAAUUGAUUAGAAAAAAAAAA